AGAGAGAGAAAGAGAGAGAGAGAGAGAGAGAGAGAGAGAGCUCUUUCAGACCGAUUAUAACGAGAAAAGAGAGGGAGAGGGAGGAAGACAGAUUAAGCAGACUGAACACAACUGUUGUUUUAAUCCUCUGAGCGGAUAGAUUUAGAGGAAAAAAACUACUGGUUUGGAGAAGAGCAGCCAUAUUGCAUGGACCUUUGGUGGAAUAACAAGACUCAGAGGAGCAGGAAUACGCGGAGUUCAGGAGCGGACGCUACUUUUACCGCACACUUUUCCCUUUCAUUUGACUCUCUCCUAUUUAUUAUUUAUUUAUUUGAUUUCUAGAUAGUGUUAACCGAUAGAUUGAAAGAUGAAGGACCGACUGGAGCAACUAAAGGCGACAUGUGAUCAUGAUGAUGAAGAUGUUGAGAUCGCGGUGGACAACGCUGCCUUUAUGGAUGAGUUCUUCUCCCAGAUUGAAGACAUCAGGAACAGCAUUGAUAAGAUCGACGAGAAUGUGGCCGAAGUGAAGAAAAUUUACUCAGUUAUUCUUUCUGCACCAACAUCUGACCAGAAAACACAGGAUGAUUUGGAGGCGCGCACUAAUGAUAUCAAGAAAAUGGCCAACAAUGCUCGUAACAAACUGAAGACCAUUGAAAGGAAUCUCGAGAUGGAAGAAGUGGAAAGAGUAUCGGCGGACAUAAGAAUACGCAAAUCACAGCACGCUGUACUUUCCAGGAAGUUUGUUGAUGUGAUGACCAAAUACAAUGAAGCUCAGGUGGACUUCAGAGAGAAAAGCAAAGGUCGCAUUCAGAGACAAUUAGAGAUCACUGGUAAAGCCACAACUGAUGAGGAGCUGGAGGAGAUGCUGGAGGGAGGAAACGCAGCCGUUUUCACAGCGGGGAUUGUGGAUUCAGGGAUCUCCAAACAAGCGCUGAGUGAGAUUGAAGCGCGUCACAAAGACAUUGUGCGUCUGGAGAGCAGCAUAAAGGAGCUGCAUGACAUGUUUGUGGACAUCGCCAUGCUGGUGGAGAGCCAGGGCAACAUGGUUGAUAACAUUGAGGUGAAUGUAGGAAAAGCAGUCGAUCAUGUUGAAGCGGCAAAGACUGAAACCAAGAAAGCAGUCAAGUAUCAGAGUAAAGCCCGGAAGAAAAUAAUUAUUAUAGUGUCCGUGGUUUUGACGGUUUUGGCAGUUAUUGCUUUGAUAGUGGGUUUAUCUGUAGGUCUGAAAUAAAGUCUCUGAAGAUGAUUAUACUGGGUGUGAUUGGUGCUGUGGUGCUCAUCAUCAUCCUCAUCAUCAUCCUCACACAGGUUCUAUGAUAACCUCUGUGGCUGCUCAUGAACUCUUCAUUAUUACAGAUGAUCAUUUCCUCUCCUUUCCAUCCUCCCUGUUUUUCCUUGGAAGUACGUCAAGAUGAAAGCUCCGCCCCCUGCACCUGUGGCCCCUCCCUUCAUCAGCACAAACCAAUGGGAAUCUACUCUGCUGGAACCUUAGUGAUGAUCAAGGAAACAAGGUUUUUUUGUAAGGGUGUGAUGGGAAAUGUUUAAGGAACUUCUUCUACAUGCCAGGAAUCGCGUUUGAAGGAAGCACCUUUUAAAUACAUGGACGAAUCCAUGAGCACAGAAUAAGGGAUUUUUAUGAGACUUACAAGGGAAAUCUAACCUCUGUUUUAAGCCCUAAUGUUUUUAUUGGAUUGUGUUUUCAUAAGACACAUCAAUGGCUACAUCUGCUGGUUGAGCUACUGAACUGUUCUUGAUCAAAAGGGCUUAGAGACUCAGAAAUGAUUUCAGCUUCUAUGCUGGAUCCCUGUGAAAUGAACACAAUAAGCUAAGCUUUGAUGGGUCGUCCAGAAUGGAAGAAAUCCACAUGUGUAUGUUUGUAAUGUGAUGAACGUCUGUAUGGGAAUUAACCAAAGGAAUAAAUUACAUUAUAUGUUU
This is a messenger RNA of Onychostoma macrolepis, 1914 nucleotides long. It is a transcript of the gene stx3b, whose product is annotated as syntaxin 3b. NCBI's taxonomy places the organism in Eukaryota, Metazoa, Chordata, Actinopteri, Cypriniformes, Cyprinidae. The record is from RefSeq and is a predicted model, not a curated record. Gene Ontology annotation, molecular function: SNARE binding; SNAP receptor activity. Bases 347 to 1210 code for a protein of 287 amino acids. Gene Ontology annotation, cellular component: plasma membrane; postsynapse; presynaptic active zone membrane. Gene Ontology annotation, biological process: intracellular protein transport; synaptic vesicle fusion to presynaptic active zone membrane; exocytic insertion of neurotransmitter receptor to postsynaptic membrane. The transcript is spliced from 11 exons.